AUGACCAAAACCAAGAUGUUACUACAUAGGAGCAUUAUACCAGCGUUGUUACUGCUCCUAUACUUACAAAAGUCCACCGCCAGGUCAAGACAUGUCUGCCCCAUCGGUUUCAACCUCGCCUACUAUAAGUCCCAAAACUCUGACCCCAUUUGCUAUAGAAGAAAAGGACCUGAAACCUUUGACGACAAAUUCACUGACUGCGCUGGAAACUUAUUUACCUCCAGAUUGUAUCAUAGUCUAAACAUUACAAAAUCAACUAUUACAUUAUGGACUGAUUACAAAUCUCUUUACCCUGGAGGACCGUUCAUUGACUGGUCGUAUAACGAGCUUAUGGGAGAUAUGUUAACACCAAAUUAUAGCGUGGAUUACGACCCAAAUUUAGGUAUAGAUGAGGAACUGUGUGUUUUUAUACAUCCAGUGACUAAUUUUACAGCUGCAAGGUGUAAUGAGAAACAUUACAGGUAUUGUUUUUUAAAACCUCUCGAAGAUGACGAGGAUGAUAUGGACAGAGAUGGUUGUGAGGACUUGAAAGAUUUUAGUUACUGGAGAUUCUGGAGUCCGAUACCUACUUGUCUGACGUCAGUAACUCCUACUAAGGGAAGAAAUGUCAGAGCAACCUGGCGACAGGCGCAGAAGUCGUGUGCUGAGAGAAAAGGAUAUCUCUUAAGUACAGGAUGGAGAUACGCGAGCAGUCCUUUGUUUCAUUCUGAAACAGGUGACAGUUUUCCCCUUGGAAUUAUGUUGAGUGCCGACAAUACAACGAUCGAGUAUGAUAAUGAAAAUAUUACGAUCCCACCAUCAGACUUCAAGCAUUUCGAAAUCAACCUCACCUCGAAUAUGUCUCUGGGGGCUCUGCGCGACGAUUUCUGGUUUAUGGUCAACAGUUCUUACGUGUUCUACAACGUCAUUUGCGAAAGACCUAUCCAGCUCAGGCCUAUCAGCAUGGAUGUCUCUGUCACCUCGGAAGGCAAACUAGUGCUCAAAACAAACGAAACAGUAAAAGAAAGCAACAUUCGCUGUUUUACAGACUCUGUGUUGUACUACCCUUAUAAAGUCAAAGUGAGAUAUGAUCGACAUUCCGAUUUAUACGUUCUACAUCCCAUAGAUGAUGGUUAUUACUGGUGUGUCCAUAUUGAUUCCAGAAACCAUACGGUAUCAGAGUCUAAUAAAGCUCUCUUCAUUCGAAUAAAAGAUUCUUUAGUCAAUUAUUAUGCUGUAAAGCUGCGUCUCUCAAGAGAGCACAAAUUCGAUUUGAACAUGGAAAAAUUCAACAAUGAAUGGCUGGUCAAACUUAAACAAUAUAUUUACUAUAGGACUAAAUACGUUGAAAACGAAUUUGACGAUGCUCUCAACAAUCAGAACACCACAGAAGACGUUUUGAAGUUGUUCAAGGAGAAACAUCCUCAUUUAGAUUGGGACGAUAAAGAUGUGAUACUUAAAAAGAAGAUAAAGAAGCGGUAUCUUGAUGAGAAAACAACGUUGGUACAUGUAUUGUUGCACCGGGACAUGAAGCCUGUGUUUCCUGGUACUUGGGACAAUUUGACCGUGGAGUUCAUGAAACCGGUGUACUACUGCCCGGCCUUUGGAGUGGUGGACAGUGCACCUAUUGGUUCCUCAAGAACAGUUGACUGUCAAACACAUACUUGCGUCGGUGAGUUCAACGAAGGCGUUCAGUGGCUCACGAAGGCCACUGAGGGCUGUGUCACCACCGUGAGGACCAGCUACAUGUCAUACCCCAUCCUAGUCAUGCCCACGCCUGGAACUAUUUUACCCUCUACUCGCAACGACACUGACUACCAGGAUUCCACCACGAUGUCCACAAGCCCAACGUCAUUCACCACCAUAUGUGACAACCAGUUUUGUGAAUAUGACUGGUCUGAUAGCGAUGAAGAUGAUAACGCCACAACAGACUACGUAAUACCAGACAGCACAAGUGAGAUGGUGUCUACAGUCACUAUGCCUCCACCUACUACUGAGGGGAUAGCCACUGCAAUACCUACAUUUAACCCAUUACCGCCGGAUGAACAGCUGCAGCAGGUAAUAAACGACCUGGAAUCAUUGAUAAACAACACUGAUCCCGUGAUGGUCGACGAUAUCGAUCCUGCGCUUGACCAGGUGGACACACUUCUGGACACGAAUGAAAACCUGGAUAUUCCGGGACGUUUGCUAAUUCUUCUGGACACAUUAGGGACCACGCUUAACUUGAACGGUUCACGGCAGGCAUCAACGGUCAGGAAUAACAUAGCGAUGCUGCUGGCUGACUCUGACACCGAACAGCCUGUGAGGGGCUUGAGGCUUGCAGCCAUGACCGAUGGUGAAGUUUUCAGUCCAGACGGGUUUGAGAUGAUAUCAGAACCAGUGAACUCGACACACCUAAUGUCGAACAAUAGCGAGGCCGUGGUCCACCUUCCGGAGUCUUUGGCGACCGAGCAACACCGCAUCAGCUUCAUUAUCUUCAGAAAUAACCGGGCGUUCCGGGAUACUCCCGCAGUUUCUGUCAACAGCCGAAUUCUGAGCAUCAAAGUGAAUAAUAUUACGGAGUUCGAUCAUGGAGAAGUAAUAGACAUCCAUCUCAGUCCAUUGCAAGGUGGCAUUGAACGCAACCAAAGUCGCGCGUGUGCUUAUUGGCACUUCGUCGAUAAGGACACGGGAUUCUGGUCUCAAGAAGGCUGCACCUUCGUCAGAUCUACAGAAGAAGGAAUGCUGGACACUUGUAGAUGUGACCAUCUUACACAUUUCGCUCAAAUAUUAGUUUCAAGAGAGGUUUUCUCACAAAGAAACGAAGAUGCGUUAGAAAUACUAAGCAUAGUAGGAUGUUUUCUAUCCAUUUUUGGAUUAUUAAUGAUUGGAAUAACUGCUGCUUUGUUCAGACCCUGGAGACGCGAUUACAAUAACAAAAUAUGGCUGCAACUAAGCAUUGCGAUAUUUAUAAUGGUCAUAUGUUUUCUGGUCGUCGUGUUUGCCAAAUUCGACCACUAUAACAUCCCUUGUAUGUUGGUUGGAGUGCUGUUACACUAUUCUGUGCUAGCAUCCUUCUGUUGGAUGUUGGUAGCAGCUGUGUUGUCUUAUCGGAGAUUGGUUAUAGUCUUUACGAGAGACGCCUCUCAUAAGCUGCUUAGAGCUUCAGCUUUUUCAUGGGGAGUCCCUUGCGUUAUAGUUGGAAUUCUUCUUUCAGUCGACCCUCACUCUUAUGCGGGACGUUUCGAUGAGAAGUAUCCAAGUGGGACUUUCUGCUAUCCUUCUGGGCUCGGCCUUUGGUUGGCCGUGUACGCCCCAGUUGCUCUAAUGCUACUUGCUAACUGGACGCUAUUUGGUUUAAUAGUUCGUUCUGUGUUUGGUUCAAGAAGGAUUCAGAGGCAUGGUGAUUCAAAAGAAGUCCUCAGGUGUGCCUCCGUCAGUUGUCUACUAGUGUUCUUGUUUGGUUUACCUUGGAUAUUUGGUUUGUUCGGCUAUAACAUAGUUGGCGCAUACCUUUUUACAUUGACAGCAACCUUCCAAGGCUUCAUAUUGUUCCUGUUCUUUGUCUUAGGGAAUAAGAAGACGCGAGAUUUGUGGUUCAACAAAUUGAAGAUCAAACAGACUCGAAAGAUACCCGUUACGUCUUCGACUUAUACGAAUAGAAGUACUGGUUAUAGGGGCCCACAAGGGACCUCGAGUAUUGAAGUUAAUUCAACUAAGCCAAAGUCUUUGGCGUCGCCUGACAACUCAAGAUUUUCUUGACAAAAAUCGCCAUGGUCCAAAAAUAGGCUGGCGUAUUGGCAAAUACGUAAUUAUUUGCAUAUGUAGAAAGCUCCGUGUCAGUUUUUGAAUAUUCUUCUUUCUAGUCUGUUGGAAUUGUGCCUUAAAAGGGUGCUAAUGGAAUUACAAUUUUCAUAUCAAAUAUUAUUGCUACUUAGAUCGAACAACUAUGUGUCAAAAAGUGGUUAACAAAGUAGCCACGUUGAGACGACAGGAGCUGGUUCGAGUUCAGUCAGGUUGAAGAAACUUUUCUUUGUAUUUGUUCGAUCUUUGCAUCAAUAAUAAUAAUGAACUAGUGCAGUA
Hyposmocoma kahamanoa is the source of this 4041-nucleotide messenger RNA. RefSeq lists its product as uncharacterized. The coding region runs from base 1 to 3720 and encodes 1239 amino acids. Gene Ontology annotation, cellular component: membrane. Gene Ontology annotation, biological process: adenylate cyclase-activating G protein-coupled receptor signaling pathway; cell surface receptor signaling pathway. Lineage: Eukaryota; Metazoa; Arthropoda; Insecta; Lepidoptera; Cosmopterigidae. The transcript is spliced from 11 exons. The record is from RefSeq and is a predicted model, not a curated record. Gene Ontology annotation, molecular function: G protein-coupled receptor activity.